CGGCGAGUCUGAGGGCUCAGACAGUGACCGUCAUCGCGUUUGGUUGGUGUGAGCAGUCAUGUCGGAGCAGGAGUCUCUGAAGAACUCCAGCGCGAGGAACCGCGGAGGAGUGCAGCGGGUGGAGGGCAAACUCAGAGCCAGUGUGGAGAGAGGAGAUUACUAUGAGGCCCAUCAGAUGUACCGCACAUUAUUCUUCAGGUAUAUGUCACAAUUGAAGCACGCAGAGGCCCGAGAGUUGAUGUACAAUGGAGCAUUGCUCUUCUUUAGUUAUAAUCAGCAAAACAGUGCUGCAGAUCUGUCCAUGCUGGUACUAGAGUCACUGGAGAAAUCUGGGGCCAAAGUAGAUGACCACACACAAGAGCAUUUGGCGAAACUCUUCAGCCUGAUGGACCCGAACUCCCCCGAGCGAGUGGCGUUUGUCUCCAGAGCGAUCAAGUGGUCGUCAGGGGGGUCGGGGAAGCUGGGCCACCCCAAACUACACCAGCUGCUCGCACUCACGUUGUGGAAAGAGCAAAACUACAGUGAAUCACGCUAUCAUUUCCUGCACUCGUCCGACGGAGAGGGUUGCGCGCAGAUGCUGGUGGAAUAUUCAUCAGCGCAGGGAUUUCACAUGGAGGUGGACAUGUUUGUAGCGCAGGCCGUCUUACAGUUCCUCUGUCUAAAAAAUAAAACAAGUGCGUCGGUGGUGUUCACCACAUACACGCAGAAGCACCCGUCUAUAGAGAAGGGCCCUCCGUUUGUUCAGCCUCUGCUCAACUUCCUGUGGUUCCUCCUGCUGGCUGUGGAUGGUGGGAAGUUGACAGUCUUCACAGUGUUAUGUGAGCAAUAUCAGCCAUCACUGAAGAGAGACCCCAUGUACAAUGAGUAUCUGGACAGAAUAGGACAGCUGUUCUUUGGCGUGCCACCUAAACAGUCAUCAUCAUAUGGUGGAUUGCUAGGAAACCUGUUGAACAGUCUAAUGGGCUCGGGAGAGGACGAGGAGGGUGAGGAAGCUCAGGAGGACAGCAGCCCUAUUGAGCUGGACUAGAACGUCCUGGACCGUCACCAAUCAGCCCCGUACCAAACCAUUCACUGAACUGGACGGUGACCAAUCACGCAUCCGUUUGGGCACUUUUUUCCAGUAACUCUUUCCUGUUAUUGUUGGACUUUGUUCUGUGUAUAGUUUUUAAGAAUGAAGGUGCAGCAUUAUCAAACCUCCUGGACUUUCUGUCGAACAAAAUUUGUAAUGAGAAGAGACAGACGCACAUCAAGUGUCAUCGUGACGCCCUCCAUUUGUAGUUCUGCCGAGCUGCUGGUGUCGGGGGCCCUCGGUUGUGAGAGGGGCCCCGCUGUUACUUUCCUGUCCCACCUCGGGGGUGAAAGUAAACCAUUGUAUUAUUGAAACUAAUUAAACUACUCUAACUUAUAAUCCAUGCUGAUGUACUUUGAUGAAUUCUACAGGAUGAUGGUUCUAUCGGAACUAGGCUCGGUUCUGCGUGUCUGUGCACAGGGAUUUAAUGGUAUCCUCGACAGGACAAUUCACCGCUUCUUCUGUUACAUUGUAUGUGUGAAGAUGAGAAAAGCACAGAUCUUAAAAGGAAACAAAUGAUGAAUGCAUUGGAGCAUGAAUGUGCCAUAAUUCACUCCCUGCUCGAGUGUAAUUGAGCUUAAUAAAAGGAUAGACAUGGAUAUAACAAA
Myxocyprinus asiaticus (Chinese sucker) is the source of this 1677-nucleotide messenger RNA. RefSeq names its product Golgi to ER traffic protein 4 homolog. The record is from RefSeq and is a predicted model, not a curated record. The transcript has 9 exons. Gene Ontology annotation, molecular function: protein binding. Gene Ontology annotation, biological process: protein insertion into ER membrane. Gene Ontology annotation, cellular component: BAT3 complex; cytosol. NCBI's taxonomy places the organism in Eukaryota, Metazoa, Chordata, Actinopteri, Cypriniformes, Catostomidae. Bases 59 to 1027 code for a protein of 322 amino acids.